This is a messenger RNA of Paramecium sonneborni, 600 nucleotides long. Lineage: Eukaryota; Ciliophora; Oligohymenophorea; Peniculida; Parameciidae. The record is from the annotation of a GenBank genome assembly.
AUUUAUGAAAAAAUACAAGGCAAGUUCUUCAGUGGAUUGCAUUUAUAUGGAAAGCAUGUUAAAUAAAUAAAUGAGAUCUAAUAUAAGAAUGAUACAAAGCAAAUAGUUAAAUCUACCACAAACUCCAAAACCUAUGUCAUAAAAUUAAUCAAGAAGAAUCGUAAGUAGGUUAAAUAGUUAGGGUAAGAAACUGCAAAGGAGCCUUAGUAAUUCGUAAUUCAGCUGUAGGACAACAAGAUUCUUAUGAGUUAAUUGUGUUAACCUGUGAUUAUUCAUUCUCAUAGAAUUGUCUCGAGUAAUAAGCAUUCCAUUCUUGAAAGUCCUAAGUUUAAAAGAAAUUGUUUACAUUUGGAUUAACAUCAAAUUUAAAUUAAACAUUAACAUUUCUUAAAAAAGGGUGCAUAAGUUUAGUCAUCUCAAAAAUAAACUAAACCAUGGUAUCCUUUUGCAAGAAUGAAAAGAAAGCAAUUAUUGACUAAUUUUUUUGAUUAAAAAUAAAACCAAAAUACUUAAAACAAUUAGAUCAUAACUCAUUUUCAGUCUAUGGCUGAUUUAACAGGUUGGUAGACUAAUGAAGAUCCAUAGAUGGAAAUCCAAUGA